Molecule: messenger RNA, 1343 nt
Organism: Centruroides sculpturatus (bark scorpion)
Lineage: Eukaryota; Metazoa; Arthropoda; Arachnida; Scorpiones; Buthidae
Product: neuropeptide receptor 15-like
Exons: 3
Coding region: 67-1092 (341 amino acids)
Biological process (GO): G protein-coupled receptor signaling pathway
Cellular component (GO): plasma membrane
Molecular function (GO): G protein-coupled receptor activity
Source: RefSeq, a predicted model, not a curated record
AGAUGUCACUCUACGAGUUUAACUUUUACUUUAUAUAUAAACGGUCGUGCCACCUUUCCUGGCAUCAUGAGUUCGAUCAUGUCAGUUGACGUCCAACAGUGGUCCUAUAACUUGACGAACUUAAGCGAUAUUAAUCAGACAAUAGAAUCCAAUGUUGAUAUAAAUGAUAGAGUAGAUGUUGCAUCUUAUUCAGCCAUUGUGUGUCUUUCUUUUCUCUUUUUUGUCAUCGGUUCUAUCGGAAUUGUUGGUAAUCUAUUAGUUAUAUACGCUAUACUAAGUGAUAAACGAAUGAGAAGAUCCGUUACAAAUUUACUACUCAUGAAUCUAGCUGUGAGUGAUUUUAUUAAUAUGGUAGUAUGUAUACCGGACAUUAUACAGUUUAUCGAAAAUCAUGGAUGGAGAUUGGGUCUACCAUUGUGUAAAGUACUCCGGUUUACUGAAGUGUUUGCCCUAUACGCAUCUGUCAUGACACUUGUUAGCGUUUGUAUUGAAAGGUAUAUUGCCAUCAUCCACCCGAUCACUGCUCAUAUCCUAUGUUGUAGAGUAAGGAUCUUAAUAAUUAUUGGAUGUAUCUGGCCUUUAGCCAUGGCUUGUGCUUCUCCCAACUUGAUCUUCCACAUUUUGAGCACCGAUCAUCCCGACUUCACACCAUUCUUUCUCCAAGUGACAUUGUACGUAAGAAUAGGAAGAAAGCUCUUCAGACCAGAGGCAUUACGCUCCAUUGAACCUUCCAUAGGUAAGGAAAAUUACGCAGGAACCAUGAAGGCCAGAAGAGGGGUUGUCAAAAUGUUAAUAGCUGGAGUGACUGUGUAUUUUGUCAGUUUCUCUCCCCAUCAGAUUUUAUUGGUUUAUAAUACCUUUUCCAAAACGAAAUUCCAAGAAAAUUGGUCCUUCUUGAUUUUCGUCAAUAUCAUGGCUUACGCAUCGUCCGCUUGUAACCCACUACUUUACAGUAUAUUCUGCCAGAAAUUCAGGCAGAAAUUUCGUAGUGUACUGUUCUGUGGGACAAGCUCAGAUAAAUCACCACCAACAAUAAAUUUAAAGUCGAGAAAUCGUAACAAGAGCAUGAAAACUACGGUUUCUGAAGUCUGAAAACAAAAAUAAAAUAAUUUCACGAAUUUCUGUGCAUGUUUUAAUCUACGUUUGCUUGUUUGAACAUGUCAACACUUCAACCUGGUGCUGAAAUAAAAUUCUAAGUAUCCAAAUUUGUUUUUUCAUUUCACUGAUUUCGAUUUUAUACCACAAUAGAGACCAAUAAACCUCUGAAUGGCGGCCACUGACGGAAACGUAAGAAUAGCCAUUGUUUAGAGGUGGGGUUAUUAGAGAUCCAACUGUAUAACCAA